AUGGAGUCCUCGGCGACGAAGGACACGAAGGGGUUAUCGUGGCUCGAGGAGACUCGCCUUAUGGAGGCACUCUUCCCGUAUGCUUCUACCCAAUGCAUCAACGAGGCUGUUAUGACAACAGAAAGUGUUGAGGAGACGAUUUUUCGCUUGAAUGACAGUAUAAAUCCUGAUCUUUACAGUGCAUCGCACCUACUAAAAAUGACACAAAAACAAAUGGCUUCCACGAGGAUGACGUGGGAAAAAGCAGCAGCGGCAGCAACAACAACAACACCGUCAUCGGAUCCAGGCAUGAUGGUUGUUGACGGUUGUGGCAAUGAGAUGAACCACACCGUGAAGGAUCCACUGGCCCAUGUACAAUCUCAUCUCCUUUCAAGAUUAGCUCUCUUUGACGAGGACGCGAAUAGCUGGGAGGCCAAUCAGCAACACGAGUACAACGCUACUGUCGCGGUGUUCCCAAUCGAUACCGCCGCAUGGGAUGAUCAUUUUAUUACAUCUGCCACCUUGGCCGAUGUUAUGGGUGCGCAACCACUCGUUCUGCCGACGUCGGCCGAGACGGCAUUUUUGCGGACAAAUGAUGCUGAGGGGAGUGGGGAUGGAAUUCAGGCGCCAAUUAUCCGUUGGGCCCCAACCACUCUGUCACUAAAAGAGGAGCGGGAGGCAAAGAAUAUGAUCCUUUCGGAUGAGGAAAUUUCCUCUUCAUUAUGCGUUCUGCACUCUGAAGAGGGGAAAGAUGACGCAAAUGCGCAAGGCAAGAAUGGGAUGGGCGCCAAGAAGAGAACACCAAUUGUUGAUCUUGCGGAUAAUUCUCCUGUACGCGUCGGCCACGUCUUGCAGACCCCGCUACAGUUCAGUAUACAGAAAGAGUGUGAAUUGAAGAAAAUUAUGGAUGAGCUUGAAAUGAAGGGAGGAAAAGCAUUCUGCAAGAUGGAGCGGAGAAACUUUUGCAAGGAGAUCAUGGAGCGCUGCAAGACGUUUACAGAUUUGCUCCCUGAGUAUUUCCCAAAGUUGCUCCGUGUGAUCGGAAAAGAAAUGGAGGGCAAAGAGCUGUUACCCGCUCUCCAAAACACCUGUUUGAAGGUGUUUGGAAAUACUCUUACAAAUAUCGAGGCGGUGAGAGUUAGAGAGGUGACGUUUGGGCGCUCCUAUGCCUGCUUUAGCGAUAAUGGUGAAUACAUACUGUGGCGUGUGAAAUUGAAGCACCUGGCGUUGGGGCCGGCGUCGUUUACGCUUGCGAAAGCGGGAGGCCGAGGCGACGCAAGAAAAGGAACCGCAAGCGCGAAAGCCAAGGAUAUCAAACUAAAGGCAAAACUGAUGUUGUGGUUGCUUUCGACAGGGCAUUUGAAAGCCACCUGCUACGACACUCACGUCUCCAUUGGCUCUUUGCACACUAAAUGCUCGGUGUUCAGACUGAAUGCGGCAGGCUUCUUAUUUAGAUCUCUUCUUAAGCAAAAACUUAGUUUGUACCUGAGGGAGAUGUUGCGCGAGGGCAUUAAUCUGGAUCUUGCUUAG
Messenger RNA from Trypanosoma rangeli, 1509 nucleotides. RefSeq lists its product as uncharacterized. The transcript has a single exon. The coding region runs from base 1 to 1509 and encodes 502 amino acids. The record is from RefSeq and is a predicted model, not a curated record. Lineage: Eukaryota; Euglenozoa; Kinetoplastea; Trypanosomatida; Trypanosomatidae.